UAAAAAAUUUGAUAUUGGAAAAUUAUUGUAAUAAGUUUUUAAUAAAGUAGAAUUUAAAUAAUUUUAAUGUCAAAAACGGGAUUGUAUUAGUAUAAGUUGAACCGACUGAAAAAUUAUGAGUACCCAACAAAGUCCGGCGAAUAAUCAACCGGCUGUUGAUAGAGAAAAAGUUUAUCAAUGGAUUAAAGAGUUGGCCAAUCCUGAUACACGAGAAAAUGCUUUACUUGAAUUGAGUAAAAAACGUGAAGUUGUCCCAGAUCUUGCACCAAUGUUAUGGCAUAGUUUUGGUACCACGGCAGCUCUUUUGCAGGAAAUAUUGAAUAUUUAUCCAGCUAUAAAUCCACCAACACUCACAGCACAUCAAUCAAAUCGUGUAUGUAAUGCACUCGCAUUAUUACAAUGCGUUGCAUCACAUCCGGAUACCCGAUCUGCGUUUUUGGUAGCCCACGUUCCAUUAUUUUUGUAUCCCUUUUUACAUACAGUUAGUAAAACCCGACCAUUUGAGUAUUUAAGAUUAACAUCCUUAGGUGUAAUUGGAGCUCUUGUAAAGACAGAUGAACAAGAAGUUAUUACAUUUUUGUUAACAACAGAAAUUAUACCACUGUGCUUACGGAUAAUGGAAACGGGAAGUGAAUUAAGUAAAACGGUAGCAACGUUUAUAUUACAAAAAAUAUUGUUGGAUGAAAGUGGUUUAUCGUAUAUUUGUCAGACUUACGAUCGUUUUAGUCAUGUAGCAAUGAUAUUGGGAAAAAUGGUUUUGCAACUGGCUAAAGAUCCAUCAGCGCGACUAUUAAAACAUGUAGUUCGAUGUUACUUAAGACUGUCAGAUAAUCCAAGGGCUCGUGAAGCAUUACGACAAUGCUUACCCGAUCAAUUACGAGAUGGCACGUUUAGUGCUUGUUUACAAGAAGAUAAAUCAACAAAACAUUGGUUAACACAAUUGAUCAAAAAUUUAGAAACACAUCCAUCAGUGGAUCAAUCAGUUGGUAUGUCACCACUCACGCCACAAGAAACAAUUCGAGUAAAUAUUAAUUAAGUAUAUUAGAAAUCUAUAUAAAAUAAUUUUAAAC
Molecule: messenger RNA, 1070 nt
Organism: Chrysoperla carnea
Lineage: Eukaryota; Metazoa; Arthropoda; Insecta; Neuroptera; Chrysopidae
Gene: Rcd-1
Product: CCR4-NOT transcription complex subunit 9
Exons: 6
Coding region: 116-1036 (306 amino acids)
Biological process (GO): negative regulation of translation; mRNA catabolic process
Cellular component (GO): CCR4-NOT core complex; CCR4-NOT complex; P-body
Source: RefSeq, a predicted model, not a curated record